This is a messenger RNA of Castor canadensis (American beaver), 2509 nucleotides long. Lineage: Eukaryota; Metazoa; Chordata; Mammalia; Rodentia; Castoridae. The record is from RefSeq and is a predicted model, not a curated record.
GCAGCGUCUCGGUGGGCGGGCACCACCGUUUGGUAAUGGCGGCGUCUGGGGAGCCCAGGAGGCAGUGGCAGGAGGAGGUGGCGUCAGUGGUGGUGGUGGGCUCCUGCAUGACCGACCUGGUCAGUCUUACUUCUCGUUUGCCAAAAACUGGAGAAACCAUCCAUGGACAUAAGUUUUUUAUUGGCUUCGGAGGGAAAGGUGCCAAUCAGUGUGUCCAAGCUGCUAGGCUUGGAGCAAAGACGUCCAUAGUGUGCAAGGUUGGCAAAGAUUCUUUUGGCAAUGAUUAUAUAGAAAACUUAAAACAGAAUGAUAUUUCUACAGAAUUUACAUAUCAGACUAAAGAUGCUGCUACGGGAACUGCUUCUAUAAUUGUCAAUAAUGAAGGCCAGAAUAUUAUUGUCAUAGUGGCUGGAGCAAACUUACUUUUGAAUACUGAAGACCUGAAGGUGGCAGCCAGCGCUAUUAGCAGAGCCAAAGUAAUGAGCUGCCAACUAGAAAUAACUCCAGAAACUUCUUUGGAAGCCCUGACAAUGGCCCACAGCAAUGGAGUGAAAACACUGUUCAAUCCCGCUCCUGCCAUUGCUGACCUGGAUCCCCGGUUCUACUCCCUCUCAGAUGUGUUCUGUUGCAAUGAAAGUGAGGCUGAGAUUUUAACUGGCCUCGUGGUGGGCAGCCCGGAGGAGGCUGGGAAGGCCGCACUGGUGCUCCUGGAACGGGGCUGCCAGGUUGUAGUCAUCACCUUGGGAGCUGCAGGAUGUGUGACACUAUCACAGAUGGAGCCUGUCCCAAAGCACAUUCCCACAGAGACAGUCAAAGCUGUGGAUACGACAGGUAGACCUGGCUCAAGACCCAAGAGUGAAGCAGCAACUGGUGCUGGUGACAGUUUUGUGGGAGCUUUGGCCUUCUACCUGGCUUACUACCCAAAUUUAUCCUUGGAAGAAAUGCUCAAAAGAUCCAAUUUCAUUGCAGCAGUCAGUGUCCAGGCUGCUGGAACACAGUCAUCAUAUCCACACAAAAAAGACCUUCCAACUACUUUGUUUUGAUUGCUAUUAGCCCCAAAAUAAAUAUACCUGGAAAUAAAAUGUUUAAGGGGUGGCCACUCUUAGCUAACACUAGAAAAUGUCCUUUCUUUGCAAAUACUGUGUUCAUUUAUUAGAAGACAUCUUCAGUUUGCUUCUCAUGCAUUCACAAAAGCCAACUAGAAUUAGAUUGCACCAUCAGCAUCUGUACAAACAUUACCCCUGUUCAAGAACUUGCAAAUUCUAUUGCCAACAGACUGCUAAUGCUAUGUGCAGGGGUUGUGAGCGGCAGUGUCAGAGCCAGAGCAGAGAAUUCAGUAAGGGAAAAGGGCAUAGGAGCUGGAUCACCCAAGCACCUCCUAAGACUACAACUGAUAUGUCCCUUUGGCCUAAGUGUUGUCAAACUUACAGUUUGUAAGAAGCCAGAAUUUGGAUAUUGAUUUUUCAUUCAAUAGUUCAAUAUUUAUGUGUCAGCAACUGGUUUUUAAAAAAUCCAAACACCUGUGGGCUCCAUUCAGCUCCAGGGCUAAAUAUACAAGUCAUUCAUUAGGCUAGAUGUUAAGGCUUUUAUUUUUUAAAGUGAUUCAUGUAUGUCACAGACCCUUUACACUGGCUUAGCUAGAAUCAUCUAAAGUUUUCUUGUAACUUACAACCAGUGUACAAUUCUACCUAAAAAUAGCCAGGGUCUCACCUGUUGCUUUGAACCAGAGCUUUAAAAGAUGUCAUAAAAUAGCUGACUGACUAUACCACAAGCUCUUAAGACUCAACAGCUGUUUACCUCUAAUCCCAUUUCCAGAGAGCUGCUUUUCAUUUCCUACACAGACACAGAUUGGGCCAUGGGGAGGGAACACCUGCUAUUUGGGAACAGCAAUGGUUCCCUAGUGCUUGUAGCAUUAGGGUGGGCAUGCUGUAAUUCGCUCAUACAAAUACUUUUAAUGAAGUAGAUGUGAGCCAGAAGAGUUUAAAGAAAAAAACUGAUCCUUUCAGCUACAAACCUGAGGGAAAAGCAAAAAAACUGGAGUGUUUUGAAAAUCUGUGGUAACCCUGAGUGAGAAAGUGUUUGAUGUGGGCAGGGCAGAGGUGCUUAUCUGAGCAUCAGAGGCUAGCAGGGAUUUCCCACUUAGCUAGCUGUGCAGUAGCACUAAUGACCAGAAGCAGUAGCAGGGGCUUUAUAAAAUAUACCAUAGUUCCUCUUACUUUAAAAGAGGAGAAAGACCUAGGGGAUAAAGAAAUUCAAAGCCAUCUUUUUAAAAACCCUAGACACUGCUUUGGUGACAUGGAUUUGAAAAUAAGGGCCAAUGGCAUUUUUCUUAAUUAUAAAAGCACAAAUAAAAAACAGAGUUCUCUUGGUUUCUUUUGCUCUUCUUCCUGUUUGCCUGUCAUCCAUUUCUGUUAUUACAUGGGAAUUUCUUCCAAGAUCACCUGGAAUGGUACUCUGCCUUUUCUAUGAAGUACAAGGAGGAACAACCUAGAAACUCAAACUAGAAACU